This is a messenger RNA of Sinocyclocheilus grahami, 1316 nucleotides long. It is a transcript of the gene scp2a, whose product is annotated as sterol carrier protein 2a. The transcript has 10 exons. Gene Ontology annotation, molecular function: acyltransferase activity, transferring groups other than amino-acyl groups. The coding region runs from base 57 to 1088 and encodes 343 amino acids. The record is from RefSeq and is a predicted model, not a curated record. Lineage: Eukaryota; Metazoa; Chordata; Actinopteri; Cypriniformes; Cyprinidae.
UGCAGUCAGUACUCAGCCGUCGAGUCCAGUUGAGCGGUCACAACGCUAACCUGAAGAUGGCUGCAGCAAGAAACAGGGUUUUUGUUGUCGGGGUGGGAAUGACAAAGACACAGAAAAGUAACAGCCCGACAUCUGAUGGGGCAGGAGCUGCUGUUCUGGCCAGUGAGAAGUUUGUGAGGAGGAACGGACUGGAGAAAAAGGCUGUGGAGAUCAUUGCACAGGAAAUGGUCACAGACCUCACCAGUACCUUCGAGGAAAACAGCUGUAUGAAAAUGGUUGGUUAUGACAUGACCCAUCUUGCAGCUCAGAGGUGCUUUGACGCUGCUGGUCUGAAGCCAUCAGAUGUUGACGUCAUCGAGCUGCACGACUGCUUCUCUGCCAAUGAGCUCAUCACCUAUGAAGCUCUGGGUCUGUGUGCUGAGGGUAAAGCUGGUGAGCUGAUUGAUCGGGGUGAUAAUACAUAUGGUGGCAAAUGGGUGAUAAACCCCAGUGGAGGACUCAUCUCUAAAGGACAUCCGCUUGGAGCCACAGGUCUGGCUCAGUGUGCAGAGCUGUGCUGGCAGCUGAGGGGGGAGGCGGGGCCUCGGCAGGUCCCCAGGGCAAAGGUCGCCCUGCAGCACAACAUCGGUCUUGGUGGAGCGGUGGUCGUCACUCUCUACAGGAUGGGCUUCCCUCAAGAAACAAGCUCUCGGAUCGCUGCAGUGGCCACCAGCGCGACCAGCGACCUCAAAGGCUUCAAAGCUCACACUGUCUUCAAGGAGAUAGAGAAGAAGCUACAGGAGGAGGGAGAGGCAUAUAUCAAGAAAAUUGGUGGUGUUUUCGCUUUCAAAGUGAAGGACGGUCCAGGUGGAAGUGAAGCAUUAUGGGUCGUGGAUGUAAAAAAUGGCAAAGGUUCAGUGACCAAUGAUGCAGGUAAAAAGGCCGACUGUACUAUCGCUAUGUCCGACUCAGAUCUGCUUGAAUUGAUGACGGGGCGGAUGAAUCCACAAACGGCAUUUUUCCAAGGAAAACUAAAGAUAACUGGGAAUAUGGGAAUGGCCAUGAAACUUCAAAACCUUCAGCUGACGCCUGGAAAAGCCAAACUGUGAAACUGCAUCUACUGAUGAACAGGGAAGUGGCACAAAUUCAUGCAAAUGAGUUGUGUGGAGAGAUGCUAGAAUGGUUAAUCGAUUUCGAAAUAUAAUUUUUUUGCUGAAAUUGUAUGAAUGAAGUUGUGUAAUUUUACACAAUAACAGUGAGUCUGUUGGCCAUUGCAACGUAACCGCAUAAAGAAUACUGUUUUACUAACAUACCUGAAAGAUAUAAGCAAAGCAUGU